UUUUCUAUACUGUCCAUUCAUACUACUCACUAUUCUUUUUCCAUUCUAUCCCUCCCAAAUGGCUUGCUCUGCUUCUGCUUCUUCAACAACUGCUGCUCUUCUUUCUUCUACUUGUAGAGCUUCCAUUUCACCUAAAUAUAAAUCCCCCGUUUCCCUCCCUUCUUCUUCUUUCAAUGGUAAGCCAUUUGUUUCUCGUGUAGCUCGCUCACUCUCUACUCCUCUUGCUCAAUCACAACGCCGCCCUUUUGCUGUCCGUGCCUCUAGUGAACUCCCACUUGUUGGAAAUCAAGCACCAGACUUUGAGGCUGAAGCUGUUUUUGAUCAAGAAUUCAUCAAGGUUAAAUUAUCCGAGUACAUCGGCAAGAAAUACGUGAUUCUCUUUUUCUACCCACUGGACUUCACAUUUGUUUGCCCUACAGAGAUCACUGCUUUCAGUGACCGUUAUGCAGAAUUUGAAAAGGUGAACACAGAAAUAUUGGGUGUUUCCGUAGACAGUGUGUUCUCCCACCUUGCAUGGGUCCAAACUGAGAGGAAGUCUGGUGGUCUAGGUGAUCUGAAUUAUCCAUUAAUUUCUGACAUAACCAAGUCAAUUUCAAAGGCAUACAAUGUACUGAUCCCCGACCAGGGAAUUGCAUUGAGAGGACUUUUCAUCAUCGACAAGGAAGGAGUUAUUCAACAUUCAACCAUUAACAAUCUUGGAAUUGGUAGGAGCGUCGAUGAAACAUUGAGAACUCUUCAGGCGUUGCAAUACGUUCAGGAGAACCCAGACGAAGUAUGCCCGGCUGGAUGGAAGCCUGGGGAGAAAUCCAUGAAGCCUGAUCCCAAGGGCAGCAAAGAAUACUUUGCAUCCAUAUGAAGAGAUGAAAUGAAAUUGCUUUCAUCUAUUUGUUGUUGAGGUACUGGUCGAGUUUUUGGCAUUUUUGAGAAUAGAUAAUGUACACUCAUAUAUUCUGCCUUUGAAUACCAUUACCUUUAAAUAAUGUCUCAAGUUCAUGAUA
Molecule: messenger RNA, 998 nt
Organism: Capsicum annuum
Lineage: Eukaryota; Viridiplantae; Streptophyta; Magnoliopsida; Solanales; Solanaceae
Product: 2-Cys peroxiredoxin BAS1, chloroplastic
Exons: 7
Coding region: 59-856 (265 amino acids)
Biological process (GO): response to oxidative stress; cell redox homeostasis; hydrogen peroxide catabolic process
Molecular function (GO): thioredoxin peroxidase activity
Source: RefSeq, a predicted model, not a curated record